Cokeromyces recurvatus is the source of this 1210-nucleotide messenger RNA. Its product is annotated as Sucrase/ferredoxin-like-domain-containing protein. The coding region runs from base 92 to 904 and encodes 270 amino acids. The record is from RefSeq and is a predicted model, not a curated record. NCBI's taxonomy places the organism in Eukaryota, Fungi, Mucoromycota, Mucoromycetes, Mucorales, Mucoraceae. The transcript has a single exon.
AUUUGUCUAUGUAUAAAAAUAGGUUAUCAUUUCUUUCUUUUCCUUGUUGUUUCUCUUUUCUUUUCUUUUCUUUUUUUUUAUUGCUUUAAUCAUGUUGUUAUGUAAAACAUUAGCUGUUAGAAUACCACCUGUUACUCGUUUCUAUCAUUCUGUACCUUUUGAUCCAAAGCCUUUUCCUUUUUCAAGAUUUGAGCCUUGUUGUCCUUCUAACGAGGCAGCUGCCCCUAAUGGAUAUGUCCCCUGUCGAAAUCAUCCUAUACCAGAUGUUUUGGGUAAAAAGAUCGAUAUGUCUGAAGAUAUGACUCGACCCUCAUCUACUCUACGUCAUCUCGUCGCUUGCGUUGGUCCUGAUGCUCUCGAAUGGACAAGAUCUAAAGUAGAAGCUGUACCAGGUGGUAUUUUGCAUACUAUUCAAAAUACAGAAAAUCAGUGGUUAAGAGCACACACCCCAACCAAGCAAGAAAAAGAAGAAGGGCGGCUUGUGCUGACUACGGUAACAGAGAAGCCGUCCCAUUCACCUAAUCAGACAGACAUUUUAUUGUUUCCUGAAUUUAAAAUCAUUACUACUACUACCACGCAAAAAGAUACAUUAGAAUCUAAUUCAAAUUUAUAUCAAGUUUUGUCUUCCAUUUGGCAAAAUCCUCAUAAUCCUUUAUCUUCUGUGGAUUGGCAGGAUAUGGAAGCGGAUACAGUAGUUCUAGUUUGCACACAUGCUCGUCGGGAUUUAAGAUGUGGCAAGAUUGGUCCAUUAAUUAUUGAAGAAUUUAAUCGAGUUAUUAAAGAAAAAGGAUUACAAGGAAAAGUAGAAGUAUGGGGAACGAGCCAUUUCGGAGGUAUAACUAUGGAAUAUAUACAUGUAUACAUAUUUAUAUUUUAUUUACAUUUAUUCCCAUCUUCUGUAUAGGACAUAAAUGGGCAGGUAAUCUUAUUAUUCAUCAGCGUGGAUUAGGUGGACACCUUUAUGGAAACGUAAGACAAUGCCAUGUAGCUGAUAUUGUGGAUAGACAUAUUAUUUAUAGAAAAGUCAUUAAAGAAAUCUGGAGAGGACAAGUGACUCCACCUUCUUUAUAAAUUACAUAAAUAUGUAUACAUAUUAUUGUCAAAUACUGUGUUAAUUUAUUUAUUUAAUAAACUCGUGAUAUUACUUUAACCUUUAACCCAUUAAGAUAAAUCUCAUAAGCAUGGUAAUAAUUUUCAAACAGCUGAGGAU